AUGCACCAAGGCAUUAUCUACCUGACUCUGGCAGCACUGUCGAUAGCUGCCCCGGUUACAAAACGCUCAAUCAAUAACAAUGUCAGCGACGAGUUCCAAAACAUUGACAGCUUUCCGAACCCCGAUGCUCAACAACUUCUCAGUACUGAGCAACGAGCUCACGGUACCCUUACAAACAGCACUCCUCCAGCCUCCAUCAGCUCCGAUACUGUCAUCAGCCUUCAAGUCAUCGCUGCCCAGGAGCAAUUCGAAGCUGCAUACUUCAACCAGUUGUUAGCAAACGUUACAAACGCAGAGCCAGGAUUCCAAUUCAACAGUACUGAGGCUAAACAGUUGGCUAUUGACUCCCUGACUGCGAUCGUCGCUCAAGAGGAACUUCACGCCCUUGACGCGAUCACCUCCCUUCAACACUUCAAUCAAACCCCCGUAGCACCUUGUCUGUACGAUUUUCCAGUUUCGACAUUCGAUGAAGCCAUCACUCUUGCUCAGACUUUCACUUCUGUCGUGCUUGGGACGCUGCAAAAUGUCGUGGUUAACAUGGGUGAACAUGGUGACGCCGCAUUAACGCAGGAUAUCUCGUCAGUCAUAGGCCAGGAAGGCGAGCAAGAAGGCUGGUUUCGACUACUCGGUCACAACAUUCCCAGUGAAUUGCCUUUCCUCACAAACUCGGUGCGCGACUUUGCCUUCAACGCCCUAAACCAGGACUUUAUCGUACCAGGCUCUUGUUCAAAUAUCGAACAAGUCACGGCUCUACAGGAAUUGCACGUUAUGCAGCCAUUGACUGUGAUUAGUUCCUUUGAUCCCAGUGAGCAUCCCGCGAAUGAGGUUGUUCAGCUGAGCUUCACACUUCCCAAUGGAACCAAGCCUGUCGACUAUCAGGUGGCCUAUAUCAAUCAGCAAAACGUGCCAUUUACGCUAUCAUACAAUGUCACCAGCCAAGACGGACAGACUCUAUUCAUCCAAGCCCCAUUUCCGUAUACCGAGCACAUCCUGAAUGGCCUUACUAUAUUAGCCAUCGUUCCUACAUCGACUGCGAACAGCUUGACUUCUAACCAGGCUGUUGCCAACGUCACGCUGGCAGGUCCUGGAUUGAUUAUCGUGAACUAA
Talaromyces atroroseus is the source of this 1107-nucleotide messenger RNA. RefSeq lists its product as hypothetical. Lineage: Eukaryota; Fungi; Ascomycota; Eurotiomycetes; Eurotiales; Trichocomaceae. The transcript is spliced from 2 exons. The record is from RefSeq and is a predicted model, not a curated record. Bases 1 to 1107 code for a protein of 368 amino acids.